Molecule: messenger RNA, 2331 nt
Organism: Biomphalaria glabrata
Lineage: Eukaryota; Metazoa; Mollusca; Gastropoda; Planorbidae
Exons: 6
Coding region: 181-2127 (648 amino acids)
Source: RefSeq, a predicted model, not a curated record
UUUGUUUGGAAAGAAGAAGGUCUUAGUUCGGGCACGAAGAUGACAUAUAUACAGUGAUCUCUGGAAGACGGUUACUCAAGUCUUGCUUCCAACAGAACGUGCCAGAGUCUCAACUUUGCAGAAUUAAAGAUUUUAUUAUUAGUUCAAUAUUUUAAAAGAAAGAUUACUCUAGACUCAACAAUGUAUAUCAUUCUAUCAGAGCUAUUUUUUGUACUGGCGUUCUGCUUUAUCAGGCUUGGACUGACAGUGGGUCACAACAACGAAGGGUCCGUUUUAGCUCAAGAGCGUUCUCAUAUACCUGUCUCUGCAGGCAACAGGGUGGAGCCUUAUGUCCACGCCCCUGAAACAUCUACUCUGCACAGUGCAUCUCAAAAUGCUCUCCUCGCUCAGGAUUCCAGUCACAAGGCUCAGCAGGAUAUCGUAGUGCUAGCUGCGUUGUCAGGACACAUUCCCAACAGUAAUGCUAACGGCAAUGCCUAUGGUAAACUGACCUUGCCGACAUUAAUCAACAUCCUGUCCGGAUCUUCCACUCCAGCCUAUGACCUGGAUCACUCACACAGGACCCCGACAGGGACACAAACGACGGACUCGAGUGAUGGCAGUACGCAGAAGACUGCCCCUGUGCUGUCCGGUGUGAUGUGUUACGACGAAGGUCCACUUGUUAUCCAAAAAAAUUUGCCUUGUGAGGAAAAAGGUUUGCCAAAAGGCAACCUUACAGGACAGACUCUGGCACAGCUACUGAGAAACGAAGGCGGAGGAUUCAUGGGGGAUCUAAUAUCCUUUGAGCCACCAGCACAUCUUAGAAACUUGGAUUUACAAACUUUGAAUAAGUCUUCUUGGUUGAAUCAAAACGCAACAGAUAUCCUUCUAAAAUUACAAGAGAUGCUUCACAUUCAAAAGCAGCAUCAGGCCCACACUAAACAAAACAUUCAAUUUUAUCUUUCCAAAGGUGACUUCUCCAACAUGCUCUUGUUGGCUCACUCUUUGAUCAAGUCUUUGGAACAAGUAUUCGUUCUAAAUAUCUGUACCGUAAGUGUUUCAGAACUCGGUGAAAUCAGCUCAGACAAUGAAAAGUUUUCUUCUUGUGUCAUUCUGGUGUCAGAAGUCGAUAAUCUGAAAUCUAUUCACGAAGACCUGUUGGGGGUCUUAACACAAGACUCUGAUAACGUUCCAAGCGUCCAGAUCGAGGUCAGUGUCAGCCGUGGACUAAAUGACGAUAACAACAGUCACUUAAGCGCUACGCUAAACGCCACCAAACAUCAGAAAAUAAACGAGCUUUUGCAGAAGUUAAAAGACUUGCAGGAAGAUACCAAACAUCUUGUGUUUUUACACAGCCGUCUGCUCAACGCUACCUUUAGCUUUCAGCAAGCGCUUAGAACUUUAGAGUCUGAUCUAUUUAAGAAAUUAAUGAAAUUAUCUUUAUUCAACAAUUCUGUUCAAAGUACCAGCGAAGAAGCAGACAGUAAGACUCUAGUAGGAAACUUGACCAUGAUUUCAAAUAGUUCCAUUAAUGAAAAUGCCCCGAUACUUGCAGAGUCUUUUACGAACAUUUCAUCAGUUGUGGAACUUUUAAAGGACCUGAAGUCUAAUGUAACAUAUUUAGCCAACUUAAUGUCGGAGGCCAAUGUGACAUUGCCAGAACCUAGUCCAUUGAUCGAUACUUGGGCUGCCUGGAAUUCUUUAAACCUAAGAGUGAAACGAAGUAUUACAGGUUUCGCUUUUACAGAGGAAGUAUGUCAGAGACAGGGCAGCCUGAUCAAUCAGACGAACUAUCUGAGUCUGUGUACCACGUGCGUGAAGACCACGGUACUGGACAGCAACUAUUUCCCUCGAUACCUGACAGAGAAAGUGUGUGACCGUGGUACCAGCAAUAACCCUCUCUACCAUUACGGCUGCCUCAACAUUCCUGAAGGACAAGAACCUGGCAGACCAGGUGGCCUCUGUCAACAACAACAAAUCCAUGUUAUUUUGUUGAGAAAAAUUCCUGGAAGAUGCAUGAAGAUAAGGAGUCAAGGUCAGGAAAUGAUCACGGACCAAUGGGAGAGCACGACACAUCCCCUACGUGUUGGCUGUGAAUGUGUCAUUAAUCAAAAUUCAGCGCUUGCCAGGAUGGCAGUGUUUCCUUAACACUUUUAAACUUCAAACACAAACAAGCACAUGAAAACAAUAUUAUGACAGAACAGUGAUGACAUAAAGAAAUAAGAAAUAUUCCGCCAUAUGAAUCUUUUUUGUUUGUAAAUCAAUUGGUAGUGCUAGAGCUAUGCACUCUUAAAGUAGAAAUGUUCAUGUGGUUAGCCUACUUGAUUAAGUUCUGGCUUCUUAUCAUGUAUC